This is a messenger RNA of Neocloeon triangulifer, 1195 nucleotides long. RefSeq lists its product as uncharacterized. The record is from RefSeq and is a predicted model, not a curated record. The transcript has 6 exons. NCBI's taxonomy places the organism in Eukaryota, Metazoa, Arthropoda, Insecta, Ephemeroptera, Baetidae. Bases 194 to 1099 code for a protein of 301 amino acids.
GCCGACCAAUCAGAGUGCACUAAUCGCUUGUGUGUUGUUUUGGUGUCUCGCAUUUUGAACUUGAAGUUUGAAAAGCCCAAAACUGACAAAAUUCAGGAAAAACCGGGCAAGUCCCGCAAAUUUGAUCAGGGAGCUGGAGUGGAAAACGACUAAUUAAGAGGCUGAUAAUUACAAGUGGUUUUUGCACAUCAGGAUGGCAUCCUCAUCUUACCAUCCUCUAACUAAUUUGCUGCUGUUAGACACCUCAGAUGACAAGAAGAAAAAGUAUCAGCAUGCUGUGCUAAGCUUGGAUAGAUGCGCCCAAUCUCUGUCUAGCACUGGGAUUUCGAAAAAUUUGGAGAUUGCAAUAAGGAAUGCCUCCGUCGAGAAUGCAGAGCUUUGUAAGGAUUUGGUUGGGAAGAGAAUAUUUCUCUCCUGCCUUGAGAAAAGUGCUUUGGAACUGAAAGAAUCAGCAGAUCCAAUUAUUCAUCACGAUGCAAAAAAUUUAUAUGCGUAUCUUUUGACAUCUAAUGAUUCAAGCCAAAGACUCAUGCAACUGAUGGGAGUACAAAUUCCAAAGCCUGAUUUGAAUCCACGUACUGUUCACAUACUGCAGCUUUUGAUGGGAGAAAAGAUAAAGGAAAUGAUGAACUUGUACACAAUAUAUAACCCUACCAGAAUGACAACGUUGCAAAUCGAUGUCAGGAACAAAGUGUUAAAAAUAUUUGAUUUAUUAAAUCACUGCAGCAAAGUUUUGGACAAGAAUACCAACAAGGCAAUGUCAAAUGAGAAGAAAAAACUGGCCAUUCUUCAUGACAAGACCAGAGUUUUGAUGAAACAGCACCAACUGCAGUAUUUCACAUUGAAAAAACACCAGAUUGAGAUUUGUCAAAAGAUGCUUGGCCCUCAAGGUCCUGAAAACAUGCAGAUGAUCCUGGCAAAAUUAAAGCACGAGCACGAGGAAAAGGUCAAGAGUAAUGAAGAGAAGAAGAAAAGACUGGAACUAUUUGAGGGUCUCGGGGCCGAGUACAAGAUUUUGGCCGAGAAAUACGCCGAGUUGGAAAAGAAGAUCAAGUACACUAAAAUGUCGCUCAACCAAAUGGAGUCAAUGUUCAAGUAACUUCGUGAUAAGUUUUUAGCAACUAAAACAAAGUAAUCUCAUAAUUUGCAUUUUAAAUUAUUGUUUCUAUAUUUAAAAAUAAAAAUUGUACAUGAA